UCACCGCGAAUUGUAACUCACGUGACAUGUUUCACGAUAGAUACCUUAGUCUGUGUUAAUAUUAUGAACAUUUAUCUUAUUUUGUUAAAUUAAAGCAAUAAGUGUAAGAUUCUUAAAUUAGAAAAAAUAACAAUAAUAGUUGAUAACAAUAAAACAUUUUGCUCUGAGUGUACAACUUAAGUUUUUUCAAGAUUUUUCGUACGCUAAGAUACUAAAUUUCUAUAAUUGUUCAGCAGAGUGCCAGGUCUAAGCAACGCAAACUGGAAGAGGAAAAGUUUCCUGGUGAGAGCAUCACCUUCUACAAUUUUAUCCGUAUUACAUUGCAAGUGGUAUGUCUUCUUGUUCUGAGUCACGACUUAGGAAGAAGGCCAUUGAACAUGGAGUAAAAAUUCAGUUGUGUGUUUCAGAUGGAUAUUUAGAACUAAAUCCAUCACCAAGAAGUCCUCUAAGCUCUCCUGAUUCACCUAACAUGGGUAACCUGUCUCCUUCUAUUGACAGCAGCCCUGGUUUGGCAUCAAAAGUAGUUUCUAAGCGUCAGGUGCAAAAAAAGCCAAGGCAGAGAAGCUGUAGUGAAUCCAAAAAAGUGUUAUUGAAGAAAGAAUAUUUAAAGAAAAGUGUAAUCUUAAAGGGUAAAGAUUUGGGAUCACCAAGCAAGAAACAGGAUAGAUUCAUACCAAAUCGGAGUACAACUAACAUGGAGUAUGCAUAUUUUAAAAUCUUUGGGGAGGACUGUUCCCUCAGUCAACAGGGAAACUGUAUGUAUCGACAAGUUUUAACACCUCCAGAACCUGCAAUGUUUUCAUUCCGAACAAAAGAGAAGGCUGUCUCAGCUAGUGGAUUGGAAACUGAGUUAUUUGCCCACGUGUACAGUAUUACAAGGUCAAUAUCUUUGUCUCCAGAAAAGGUAUUGGAAGCUCCUGAUAUACUGACAGAUUUCAAUCUUCACCUGUUGGACUGGUCUUCAACACCGCUGUUAGCAGUUGCACUUGAUAAACAACUGCACCUGUGGGACAGCCAAGAUGAGAAAGCAAUGCACCUGUUGGAGCUUUCUGAUGAGGGAUAUAUUUGCUCUGUAAAAUGGGCUACUACAGACCCAAUCCUUGCUGUAGGUUUAAAUUCUGGCAGUGUUGAGGUAUGAUCAUAAAGUCAUCUAUAUUUGACGGUUAAAAAUUCUAGGUUUUGUUACCAUUUAAAGAAAUCAAACUUAUGAAUGUAAAUAUUGUAUUUGUUCUUCUUUGCACCUGGUUAGAGCUCAUGAUUCAUUGUGGACCAGAGUUUUAUUCAUUGACUGUAAUAUCUGUGAUGAAACAUU
Messenger RNA from Limulus polyphemus (Atlantic horseshoe crab), 1312 nucleotides. Its product is annotated as cell division cycle 20.1, cofactor of APC complex-like. Gene Ontology annotation, cellular component: anaphase-promoting complex. Gene Ontology annotation, biological process: positive regulation of ubiquitin protein ligase activity; anaphase-promoting complex-dependent catabolic process; positive regulation of anaphase-promoting complex-dependent catabolic process. The coding region runs from base 332 to 1138 and encodes 268 amino acids. The transcript has 6 exons. NCBI's taxonomy places the organism in Eukaryota, Metazoa, Arthropoda, Merostomata, Xiphosura, Limulidae. The record is from RefSeq and is a predicted model, not a curated record. Gene Ontology annotation, molecular function: ubiquitin ligase activator activity; anaphase-promoting complex binding; protein binding.